This is a messenger RNA of Pimephales promelas (fathead minnow), 1320 nucleotides long. RefSeq names its product SAGA complex associated factor 29 (gene sgf29). NCBI's taxonomy places the organism in Eukaryota, Metazoa, Chordata, Actinopteri, Cypriniformes, Leuciscidae. Gene Ontology annotation, cellular component: SAGA complex. The record is from RefSeq and is a predicted model, not a curated record.
AUGAAGUUUGUCCCCUCAAUGUGUCCGUACGAGGCCUAGCUACAGAGCUAUCCAAUCAAUGCAAAGUGAAAACAAAUCCUAAAAUGCGUUUAGGAAAGCACAACUUUAAUAAAUAAAUGUGUUUUGAUCAUAGUUCGUGUUCUUAUACACAAGGUGAAUCUGGAGAGCAUCGCGAAACUGUGUGUUUGAAGAUACAAUGGCUUUAGUUUCAGCAGACACCAAAAUCGCAGAGUUGCUGAAUGAGCUGCAUCAGCUUAUAAAGCAAACUCAGGAAGAGCGAUCAAGAAGUGAGCAUAACCUUCUCAACAUCCAGAAAACACAUGAAAGGAUGCAGACAGAAAAUAAGACUUCUCCAUAUUAUAGGACAAAGCUGAGGGGUCUUUACACAACAGCUAAAGCUGAUGCUGAGGCUGAAUGUGGUAUUCUUCACCGGGCACUUGACAAGAUUGCUGAAAUUAAAUCUCUGUUGGAGGAAAGACGGAUUGCUGCCAGGAUGGCAGGAGUGUACAGUGACACCGACCCACCCAGGAAGACCAUGCGCAGAGGUGUCCUGAUGACCUUGUUACAACAGUCAGCCAUGACCCUUCCUCUUUGGAUUGGCAAACCUGGCGAGAGUCCACCACCACUGUGUGGUGCUAUACCAGCAAGCAGUGACUAUGUGGCGAAGCAGGGGGACAAGGUGGCGGCACGUGUGAAGGCUGUGGAUGGUGAUGAACAGUGGAUUCUUGCAGAGGUCGUCAGCUACAAUCACUCCACUAACAAGUAUGAAGUGGAUGACAUUGAUGAAGAGGGUAAAGAGAGACACACAUUGAGUCGAAGAAGAAUCAUUCCUCUCCCACAGUGGAAAGCAAACCCAGAGUCCGACCCGGAAGCCCUGUUCAGUAAAGAUCAGCUGGUGCUGGCCCUCUAUCCACAGACCACUUGCUUUUACAGGGCUCUGAUCCACACGCCGCCACAUCGGCCCCAGGAUGACUACUCCGUGCUGUUUGAGGAUACAUCUUAUGCAGAUGGUUAUUCUCCACCUCUCAACGUUGCUCAGCGAUAUGUAGUGGCCUGCAAAGAGAACAAAAAGAAGUGACAGAAAUAUAAAACAAUGGGACAUUGUUUGCAAAAAGACCCUGCAUGAUUGUUGUGAUUGAAAACAGGAUACUGAGCAUCAAUUCUGUUUUUAUGUGCUUUUGUCCCCUUUUUUAUGUAUAUAGUGUUGGUAUAUUUUCUACUGCAUCUUUUGUAUUAUGUUUUUUGUGGAUCUGGAUACAAAGAGACCAACUGCAAGUGAAUUGUGCAAAAAAGUAAUAAACCCCUUACAUGUGAAUGGAA